AUGGCUGCUACGGAUAUCCCUCAGAAGCAGAAGGCUGCCGUUUACGAUCAGCCUGGUUCUGUUUCUACGAAGAUUGUGGAGAUUGAUGUCCCUGAGCCUGGUGUUGGGGAGGUUCUUGUUAAUUUAACACACUCCGGCGUCUGCCAUUCCGAUUUUGGAAUCAUGACUAACACAUGGAGUACACUCCCUUUUCCCACUGCAGAAGGCCAAGUAGGAGGUCAUGAAGGUGUAGGCAGAAUAGUCAAGCUAGGUCCAGAAUGUGGAGAUUCAGGACUCAAAAUCGGGGAUCGCGUUGGCAUAAAAUGGGUGUCAAGUGCAUGUGGAAACUGCCAACCCUGUCGAGCUGGAUCCGAUGGACUUUGUGAGAAGCAGAAAGUAUCCGGCUACUUCACUCCGGGCACAUUCCAACAAUACGUCAUCGGCCCUGCAAACUACGUAACUCCCAUCCCCGACAACUUAGACUCGGCAGAAGCCGCACCGAUGCUCUGCGCAGGCGUGACCGUCUACUCAGCGCUGAAGAAGAGCAAAGCCCAACCAGGCCAAUGGAUCGUGAUCUCUGGCGCGGGUGGCGGACUCGGCCACAUAGCCGUGCAGCUAGCGAGCCGUGGAAUGGGAAUACGCGUAAUUGGAAUCGACCACGGCAGCAAAGAAGAACUAGUCCUAAACUCCGGUGCCGACCACUUCGUCGACAUCACCAAGUUCCCGCGAGAUGACAAUGGCGUCGCGCUGAAGGAGCACGUCAUUUCGCUGGCGGAUGGACUGGGUGUUCAUGCUGCCAUUGUUUGCACGGCUGUUAAUGCGGCUUAUGGCCAGGCUUUGCAGAUGCUGCGCUUUAAUGGCACGCUUGUCUGUGUGGGGAUUCCGGAGCAUGAGCCACAACCCAUCUCUACUGCAUUCCCGGGCUCUUUUGUUAAUAAGCAGUUUACCAUCACUGGGUCUGCGGUCGGUAAUCGGACUGAGGCGAUUGAGACGCUGCAGUUUGCUGCUCGGGGAGUUAUCAAGGCGCAUUGCCGUAUAGAGAAGAUGGAGGCGCUGACUUCUGUUUUCGAGGAGAUGAGCCAGGGUACAUUGCAGGGUCGUGUUGUGCUAGAUUUGACGGCUUAG
Penicillium taxi is the source of this 1104-nucleotide messenger RNA. RefSeq names its product zinc-dependent alcohol dehydrogenase. Lineage: Eukaryota; Fungi; Ascomycota; Eurotiomycetes; Eurotiales; Aspergillaceae. The transcript is spliced from 4 exons. The coding region runs from base 1 to 1104 and encodes 367 amino acids. Gene Ontology annotation, molecular function: oxidoreductase activity; zinc ion binding. The record is from RefSeq and is a predicted model, not a curated record.